AUGCGCGCAUGGCCGGAAAGGCCUCUCUUAGCCGGCCCCACCCCCCAAGCCACCGCCCCCCAUGUCGACGCGGGACCCUACUUCCCAACGAUGGAGAACUUAGUUGGGUUUCCUCGCGCGCUCCCAUGCGUGUGUGCCUUUCAGUGGGGUGGACUAGAUGUCCCUUGGGGGACCCUUCCAAUUUUAUGAUUGUGUCUGUGUGUCACAUUGCACCUUCCGAGAGCGAAUGGCAAAUGUGGCCAGGUGCUAUUCCAGAAAAACCCAUCUUUUGUCGUUGGGUUCGCAGCCUCCUUGCAGCCAAAAAGCCUUUAUUGCAAGGUCUGCCAUGAGAGUCACGCGCCCCCGGCUUCUUUAAUUGCACAAAACAGACACUUGACAUUGUUCUUUUUGCAAUCGAGCAUUGUGCAAAUUUUAUGAAAUAAAUAAAAUAGCCAGGUUUCCCACAGUAGGCUUUUAUUUACAGCCCGACCUGGAGAUGUCGAGGAGUUUUCUUCAUGCAAAAGGAUGGGAGCUACCACUGAAUUGCAGCCCUUAAAACAUCAACUUCCACCCUGCCGCAAAUAACUACUGCUUGCUCUGGGUCUGCAUUGCCGAAGGGGAACUUUUUCUGGCCGGCAGCCGGAGGACUGAGGAUUGUCGGGUUUCUGUGGGCUUUUGAGUUUAUGCGUGUGGUUUUUCAAAAUUACAAUCUGCUUUUGAAAGGCGUGGUAAAAAUCUUCCAGGAAACUGUUUUAAAGAUGCUAUCAGUAUCAUGUCUCCGGCUCCUGGGUAAGCAGUGAAGGAAACCAGCGGCUCAAGCGUUUAGCGUUAAGCACCAGAAAUCAAAAUAUAAAAUGGCUUUUCUUCCAAAUCAAGUGAUAACGCUUUUUGAAACACACAAACGCUGCCUCGUCCCAAAUAUCACCGUAACUGGGAUAGCUCAGUCGGUAAAGCAUGAGACUCUUAAUCUCAAAGUCCCAUAUUGGGCAAAAAUAUUUCUGCAUUGCACGGGGUUGGACUAGAUGACCCUAGGGUCCCUUCCAACUCUUAUCAUGCUAUGAAUCAGAGCCGUCCAGUUAAGUAAACUACAACCCCCAGAAUGCACCUUGACUGGAUUGUGACGUUAGAGGGAAGUCUCGCACAGUGAUACCGCAUCACAUGUUCAAAGCGAUCUGCACGUUCUCAAGGAAACAGCUCCCACCUGGGCGCUUUUAACUGCCCUAUUUCUGCAAUCAGAUUGACUCCGAAGCAGAGAAGAGGAGCCUGUUCAGCAUCUUGUUAUUUAGUCUCCGAGGCAGGUGAGUUGCAAACGUCCAGCAAUUGCCGACCAUUAAAUGGCAGUAACUGCUUCAGCUGAUUUGGGCGUUGGUUGCGCCCGCAUGAGAGCUAAAUGAGUUUGGAGUGAAGUCGGUUUUAUUUUACAUUUAAGUCUUUCGCUUGAUCAAACGCUGGCCCCUUUUUUUGUUGCAAUGCUAAUUAAGGCAUCCUAGCUGAUUGGAUCCCAUUAUGUAGAAACAGCCCCUUUUAAGACGUUAUAUAGUGGGAAGGAAAGGAGGAGUCGUGUACCCCUGAUCCCCUUGUGUUUAUUGUAACGUCUGAAAGAGCCCCUGCGGGUGCAAGUGGACAUGCUUCGUUUGGGAAAGCAUGUGGCCAGAGAGGGAUGCAGCUGGGAGGCUUGUGGGCUGGCAGAGGAGAGUGACCUUGUGCCAUUCACAUAUUUGCGAGGGGUUUGUUGUGUGUUAAAACACGACAAACGACCUCUCUUGUGUGAAUGUGCGCAGAGACCAGCCGCAUGUGCUUCUCCCCGUCCAUAUUUUUAUGCUCAUUAUGAUCACUGUAAAGGUAAAGGGACCCCUGACCAUUAGGUCCAGUCACGGACGACUCUGGGGUUGCGGCGCUCAUCUCGCUUUACUGGCCGAGGGAGCUGGUGUACAGCUUCCGGGUCAUGUGGCCAGCAUGACAAAGCCGCUUCUGGUGAGCCAGAGCAGCGCAAGGAAACGCCGUUUACCUUUCCGCCAGAGCGGUACCUAUUUAUCUACUUGCACUGGCAUGCUUUCGAACUGCUAGGUUGGCAGGAGCAGGGACUGAGCAAUGGGAACUCACCCCGUCGCGGGGAUUCGAACCGCCGACCUUCUGAUCGGCAAGCCCUAGGCUCUGCGGUUUAACCCGCAGUGCCACCCACGUCCCUUAUGAUCACUGUAGCAGACAUAUAAAGCACGGACAAAAAUGCAAAUCUAGUGCUGCAUUGGCAGCAGUCUAGAGGGCCGAUUUCUGUCAGAUCAAGUUAAAAUCUGUGUUUCAGCGUAUUAACAUCUUCUACAUUUGUCUCUGCAUAGCUCCCCAAAUUGACCUGCAAGGACAUAGCAAAAAUGACGACGUGCCCUGAGUAUGCAAGCGAGAUGAGCGCUUGUGGAGACCAGCAGGAUCAGUGUGAGAAGCAUGAGGUUGUUUUCCGGGAAAGUGGCGAUGGGGAAAACCUCUGGGACACCUUUGGGCUUCUGCAGAUUGACGUGGGAUGUGAAAGCCCCAGGGACCAGUUGGCAGAAAACAAGAAUUGGUGUUCGGUAUGUACAGUGCAAACGGCAGACCUGUAUUUUGAAAUGAGUCCGUAACGCUGUGGGGCCACAAUAAUCCACACAAACAGCAGCUGCUGCCAAUAUCAUCAUCAUCAAUCUUUAUUACGGUCCAGAGACCCAACAAAUCAUUACAAAGCAAUACACAAUUUAUACAGCCUACCUCCAGGUUAAACAAGCAUUUUGUUCAGAAUAUAGGGAUCAUUUGUUCUUGCAACCACGAUAAAAACUUUGCCACUGCUAAUGUUCUAGCAUUUGUCCGAUCUUCCAGUAGGAACCUGACAUAGUGAGCCUCUGAUUUUCCCGGGAAAGGUACCAGCAAGGGUAGUAUCAGUUCAGCCCUGGCUUGCUCAUAUUUUGCACAAUGCAACAAAAUAUGUUUUAUGGAAUUGAUGUCUUGAGCACAUGAGCAAAGUCUGUUCUGGUAGGGAAAUAUAUAUACAGCCAAUAUAAAUCCAGCCACAUGGUUUGAGAGUCUAAGCAUUGAUGAUUGCCAAUUUCUUUUUCAAACAAGGGUGAUAUUUUGCUUUCAGAAAGUCUGAAAGGUCGGCAACGUUGUCUCGGCCUUCUGACUUCCUCACUUGCGAGGCAAGACGCAUGACACUCUUUAAUCCAUUUGUUAGCCACACUUGUUAAGGCAGAGGGCAAGGGUAGUGUAGUGUAGUGGUUAGAGUGUAGCGCUAGAACUGAGGAGACCAAGGUGCAAAGCUCCAUUCAGCCAUCAAGGUCCUUGCAUGACCUUGAGGCAGUCCCUGCCUCUCAGCCAAGCCUACUUUACAGGGUGGUUGUGAGAAUGAAAUGAAGGACAGGAGAAGAAAAUAUUGGAUAUAAACAUAGUGGAGGUGGCAGCCACAACUGUACAGUGGUACCUCGCAAGACGAAUGCCUCGCAAGACGAAAAACGCGCAAGACGAAAGAGUUUUCCGUUUUUUGAGUCGUUCCGCAAGACGAAUUUCCCUAUGGGCUUGCUUCGCAAGACUGCAAGUUCUUGUGAGUUUGUUUCCUUUUUCUUUAAGCCGCUAAGCCGUUAAUAGCCGCUAAGCCGUUAAUAGCCGUUAAGCUGCUAAUAGCCGCUAAGCCGCUAAUAGCCGUGCUUCGCAAGACGAAAAAACCGCAAGACAAAGAGACUCGCGGAACGGAUUAAUUUCGUCUUGCGAGGCACCACUGUAGUAGUUAGCCCCUUUCUUCCCAGUGUGAACUGCAGUUGGUGGCCUUGCAUAGUUUCCCCUUUAUGCUUCUCAGCUGUUGACUCCUUUGUGUGUGAGCCAAGUUGGCGUGAAAUGAGGGCAACUGGUGAAUAGAUUGUAAAAAUGAUAUUAUCCUAGCAGAAUUGAAUGAUACUUGUGCAUAAUAAACAAAUGGAAUAAAUAUCUCAGAGGAAUAUAUAGAAAAAGUUAUAAAACAAACUCUGCGAUAAAACCAAGACAAGAUAAAAAGUACAAUGAGAACGAUUGGAAGUUUAUUACAGGAGACUUUAUUGGAUAAGCUAUGGUGCCAUAUAAAUAAUUGGCUUUUUAACUGAUAUUCUUUUGUUAUUGUUAAUUCCUUUUUUAUUUUUAUUGUCUUUAUCUUUUUUCUCUUUUUCCAUUUUCGUGUAUAACUCUGUUGUAAUCAUUUGUAAUGUACGACUUUAUCUGUAAUGCAAGACGGUAUUUUAAAUCAAUAAAGACGAUAAAAAAAAAGAGAGGGUAACUGGUGAAUAAGGAGGAAUUCAGAAUUCCUGUUGUUGCCUGCAGUGUGGAGGUGGAUAUUAAAGAGCCCAAUGGCUUGUAUAUGCACUUCACUUCUCUCUACCUGUGUAAGUACAGAUCUUUUAAAAGUGGUGUAACACACAGGAUAUCGGGAUGCGGGUGGCGCUGUGGGUAAAACCUCAGCGCCUAGGACUUGCCGAUCGUGUGGUCGGCGGUUCGAAUCCCUGCGGCGGGGUAAGCUCCCGUCGUUCGGUCCCAGCUCCUGCCCACCUAGCAGUUCAAAAGCACUCUUAAGUGCAAGUAGAUAAAUAGGUACCGCUUUAUAGCGGGAAGGUAAACGGCGUUUCCGUGUGCUGCGCUGGUGCUGGCUCGCCAGAGCAGCUUCGUCACGCUGGCCACGUGACCCGGAAGUGUCUCCGGACAGCGCUGGCCCCCAGCCUCUUAAGUGAGAUGGGCGCACAACCCUAGAGUCGGACACGACUGGCCCGUACGGGCAGGGGUACCUUUACCUUAACACACAGGAUACCUGCAUUGCAAAACUCGAUGACUCUUGUCGCCCAUUCCAACUCUAUAGUUCUAUGAUUCUUUGUGUCCAAAUGUAAACAUGAUUACAUCUAAGUUAAGACUAGGGCUGCAAGCCUUGACGCAAGGAGAACAGGCAAGGUCAAUCAAGUAUCUCACCAGAUAAUGUGCACCAAUGGAGCUGUGUAUGUUUAGGAGGGGAAAGUUUGGGAGCUUUUAAAAGCACGUACACCAUUUUGAAUUCCGACAAGACAGUUGUGUUGAUGAAUGCUCCCCUGAGUAAUUUUAGACUUUUUCCUGUUUUCUGUACACUAAGAGAAACGUUUUAAGGAAGCAGAGGCACUGGGAGAAGAUAAUUUCGGCAAAAAAGAGCAAAAGGAAAUACGAGCGAGAACGGCGCAAAGCUAAGCACGUAGAAGGAAAAGGUACAAGCAAAAUUGCAUUUUUUCUCUCCACAUCUCUUAAGACCAUAGUAUGGGGAGCCAUGGGGUUUGGUCACAGCUGAUCACAGGCCCUUCGUGAAGUGGGACAAGCCUCCCCAAAAGACAGGAGCAGAACAUCUGCUUUGCACUCAGAAGGUUCCGAGUUCAAAUCCUGACAUCUCGAGGUAGGACUGUUAAAGGCUGCCUAAAACCCUUGCGAGCUACUGCCAGUCAGUGUGGGCAGCCUGAGCCAGUGUAAGACAGCUUCCUAUGUUCCUGCUAACAUUAGCCUUCUCCUGCAAUGUGCAGCUGCAAGAGAGUGCUGUUUGUUUUAGGGCACACUUUCCGUUCCUGCAGGGUAAUGUUGAGGCUUUACAGGCCUGGCUGCUAUUCUGCAUGAGCUGAGUUUACACGCCAGAAGAUGCUCCACCAUCUUUUGCAACGUUCUGGGGAGCUGGGUUUGUUGGCAGAAAACAUCAAAUGUGGAAAUGCUUCUCUGAAGCUAACAGGCAUGAGAACCACUGUCUUCAAAUGGUGCUUGAUUUAGAGGCGCUGAUUUAUUCUCUUAAAAACAUCUUCCAUGGGACUUUUACUCAGAAAUCCGUUUAUUUUAAGACUCUCUGUGUACAUAGAUAGUUUUAGAUGUGGGAGCCAAGCUUUUUAGAUGUGGGAUCUGAGGUUGAAGCAAUCAACUUGGGAUCUCUUAAGGGGCCUUGUUGGCACCCAAAACAUUCAAAUAAAUGGAGUGCGCUUGUGUAUCUUGCUCUCACAUUAUUCUGGUAAGAUGCAUAGCUACUGUUAUUCUACGUAUGAAUAUGAACCGUGAUAAUUCCUGCCAAACUCCACUAUCAAGCUGUAAAAAAGACCUUGGUAUUCAAAAGGCAGGCGAAUAAUCUCAUUGACUUCAUCAGACAGCCUCUCUGUGCAGGGAGAUUUUGACCCGUGAGGACUUUCAAAUAGGGCACAAUCUCAUCAAGGACCUUAAUAUUCGCCAAUGCUACAUCUGCACGUUUUAAUUUGGCUUAGAUGUGAGUGACUGGAUGUUCUCUCCCCCCCCCAAUACAAUUCUCAUAUUUGCCUGGGUUUCAGAUGCUGUUCCCCAGCUCAGCAAGUGGGAUUUGAAAGUGAUUGCCAAAGAGCGCCUUCUGGAAGCCAAGGAAUCGGGCCCUCGGCUGUGUAUCGAUUUAAGCAUGACUGCUCACAUGACGAAGAAGGUAGUGGCAGUGAAUCCUCUCCACCACUUUUUUUUCCAUGGCUAGCUUAAGGGAACUGUGGGCCUCUGCUCUUUGGCUGAGUAGCCACUACAGUUGUACCUCUGGUUACGAACGCUUCAGGUUACGAGCUCUGCUAACCCGGAAGUAGCUGCUCCUGGUUGCGAACGUUGCCCCAGUAUACGAACGAAAAUCGCACACAGCGGGAGGCCCCAUUAGCAGAAGCGCACCUCAGGAUAAGAACGGUUUUAGCUUAAGAACGGACCUCUGGAACGAAUUAAGUUCGUAACCGGAGGUACCACUGUAUUGAACACAUCACAGGCCAUUUGUAAGAGAACAAGGGUGUGUUCAGUGACAUCACUUGGCAAUGUCUCGAUUUACCACUGAGAAAUGCUGGUGGGGCAGAGGACUGGACCUUUGAAUUCCUCCUCAUUUUAAAAUACAAUACUUUCAAAGCUCAGAUGUCAGGUAAGAGUCUUCUCCCUAACACACGAGUUGUCUGUGUACAAGAGGAAGAUUUAUUUCUUUUCUUUUUUUCCAAAUUAUUUAUUAGUUUUUCAGAUUGUUACAAAUCAAACCAAAUUGCUUUAAUUUAAUACAUUUUUUUUAAAAAUCAGGUUUCCUCCUCCUGUUGCAAACACAUGUCCAUCAUUUCCUCCUGUAGCCACCUCAUCUCUUCUUUAAUAUCCAUUUCAUCCUUCACUUGUUGUUGUCCGUUCUUACAGCAAGCCAUUGUUUCUUCCCCACAAACAGUUCCUCUGUUAUUUCUUACAAAUAUAAAAUCCAUUUCUCAUGUGUAGUGCUUCAUAAACCUUGUUGUCUCAGACCUGGUGUGCUGGAAGAGUUGAUUAUUACUGAGGAAGAUUUAUUUCAACGCACAGGAUCCUGCAAACAUUCCUCCCGCAUCUGCAGUCUGAAAUAGUACAGGCCUGUAAGAUGGAGGUGAAGAACCUCUGACCCACAGGCCAAAUUGCAUCCACCAGAUCUCCCUAUUUAGCCUGCUAGGCCAUUUUUCUGAAACCACGCUCAUUUGCCUCACACCAUGACGUCUAGUGGGACACGGGUGGUGCUGUGGGUUAAACCACAGAGCCUAGGACUUUGCUGAUCAGAAGGUUGGCGGUUUGAAUCCCCGCGACGGGGUGAGCUCCCGUUGCUCGGUCCCAGCUCCUGCCAACCUAGCAGUUCGAAAGCAAACCAGUGCAAGUAGAUAAAUAGGUACCGCUCCUGUGGGAAGGUAAGCGGCAUUUCCAUGUGCUGCUCUGGUUUGCCAGAAGCGGCUUAGUCAUGCUGGCCACAUGACCCGGAAGCUGUCUGUGGACAAAUGCCGGCUCCUCGGCCUAUAGAGCGAGAUGAGCGCCACAACCCCAGAGUCGGCCACGACUGGACCUAAUGGUCAGGGGUCCCUUUACCUUUAUGACGUCUAGUGUAGGGCAGAGAGCAGGCUGCAGAAAGCAGGAUUGAACUCCUUGCACACCAGCUGAUCUGUGGCGAGUUCAGUCCUGCUUGGACUGCUGCUGGCCUGCCUGAUCCAUGCACAGAAAGUACCAGAGAUUCCUGUUGUUUGGUUCUAAGUUACGCAGACUGGAGACCAGUGGAGUCCUACUCAGAAGGCACUGGCGUUUACUAGGCCACUCACGGAUUUUCCAGUUUUGCUUCCUUUGCUUCCUUAAUUCUGGGUUAAGUGGUGAAUGGGUCUGUUUUACCACGCUGGUGAGGAGGAGUAGCUAAUUGAGAUCAAGAGCUAUGUUGAGUUUAACAGCAUCCCUUACAGUGGUACCUCGGGUUACAGACGCUUCAGGUUACAGACUCCACUAACCCAGAAAUACUACCUCGGGUUAAGAACUUUGCUUCAGGAUGAGAACAGAAAUCGUGCAGCGGCAGCAGGAGGCCCCAUUAGCUAAAGUGGUGCUUCAGGUUAAGAACAGUUUCAGGUUAAGAACAGGCCUCCGGAACAAAUUAAGUUCUUAACCCGAGGUACCACUGUAUUUUGUACUGAGUGUAUGGUGGUUGAGUCAGCCAUCUUGGAAAAUACACAGAGUGCUAGGGCAAAAAGGCCCGUUGCCAGUUUACCUGAUCGUUUUUCUUUUCUUCCUCUCAAGGAAACAAGCCGGCUUGCUGCUCAGAUAAGGCGGCUCUAUGGGUCAAACAAGAAAGCUCAAGCCCCCUUCUGGAUCUACCUCACAGGGUUUGUGAAAAACAGCCCAAUUUACGAAGCAUGCCAGAGGAUGAAUGAUGGAUUUGCCAGUUAUCAUGUAAGUAUAUCCCCCUCCUGCCUUCAAGAAAUAAAGUCAGUGACUUUUUGAAGAGCAAACAAAGCCAUUUCUUGCCAGAAGAACCAAGAAUUUUGAGGUGAUUAAUCCUGGAAAUGUCCUUACUUUCUAGAGUUGCUCAACGUUGAAACUGUGGAUAAAUGCUAAUUUCAUUCUCUGGAUUUGUAUUUGCCAGGUUCAUUAAAUGCUAAUUUCAUUUCAUUAUCUGGAUUUGUAAUUGCCAUUUGCUUAUUAUUUAGCAGACCUUGGAAAAACAAAUAACCCCAGGCUUGAAUUAGGCCAGAGAUGGCCUCUUGUUUCCAAAAGAUGUCUGCCUUUUAAAAAAUUCAAUCCCAUACACAUGGGUUAUAUUGUUUUACUAUUUUUCAGAUGGAUGUUACUCCAGAAAGUUACCUUGACCUGUUUCCUUUAGAAAGAAUUGUGUACCUCACUCCAGACUCCGAGAACGGUACGGCUUUGCAGCUUCGGCAUGAAAGAUUUCUGUUAAAGCUUUAGAUUCUUUUAAAUGAAAAAGUUCUUGCCUUGGGGAUUUAGGUUUCAUCCUGGCCAAACUUGUCUCCAGCCUUUUGCUUGUCUUAGGUGGUAAUAUUCAACUCUCAAAUUUGCAUCUUCUUUCAGCUUCCUCUCAAACCAUCAGUGUAAGGCAAUGCUUUGUGAUGAGAGUGCUGGACGAGCCGUCCGCAUAUGCCAUCCUAAGCAACAAAUCUUAGAUUUGGUUCUUGGUCAGAACAAAUGGUGGCAAAUGAGAGAUAUCUCUGCAGCAUUAAGUAGGCCUCUGUAUUCUCAGAUUCAGGUCUUUUUCUAAAUUUGGAGUCAGGGAUCAACUUCACUUUGGGGUGGGUGAAACAGAUCCCAUGCUCUCUACAGAUGUUUUUGGCCAUGCUGGCUUGAGGGGAGUUGGAGCCCUAACCACAUCUGGAGCUUCCAUCCCACUCUGGUGAUAGUACGCAGUUCUGCCUAUGUGCUCACUGCCAACAGAAAUACAAGCAAACCUCUGAUGCGAAGCGUGGAGAAAGUGAUUAUCCUGAACGGGGGUCAGCAAACGUUUUCAGCAGGGGGCUGGUCCACUGUCCCUCAGACCUUGUGGGGGGCUGGACUAUAUUUGGGGGGGGGGGAAUGAAUGAAUUCCUAUGCCCCACAAAUAACCCAGAGAUGCAUUUUAAAUAAAAGGACACAUUCUACUCAUGUAAAAACACGCUGAUUCCCAGACCAUCUGCAGGCUGGAUUUAGAAGGUAGUUGGGCUGGAUCCGGCCCCUGGGCCUUAGUUUUCCUACCCGUGAUCUUGAAUAAUGGAAUACUGAAUGGUAUAGUUUUUGUAAAAUAUGCAGGGAUUCAUGACAUGUAAAAUGAACCAUGGAAAAAGAAGAAGGGAAGUCAUUGAUAUCUUAAGGAUGUAAAAGGAGUAUUUUUAAAUUGUACAUUGGGAAAUUUAAUAAAAAUAAUAUGUAAAAGAGAGAGAGGGAAAGUGAUUAUCUUCUGCAGCAAACUUUGCAUGGACACCAGAUUUCCAGAGUGCUUGUUAGCUUACUUGUGGAUCAGCUUCACGUGUCUGGAAUGACACAUUUUUGUCUCUCUGUGUCAGUCAGUAGAGCAUGAGACAAUCUCAGGGUUGUGGGUUCAAACCCCAAAAGAUCCCUGCAUUGCAGGGGGUUAGACUAGAUGGCUCUCGUGGUCCCUUCCAACUCUGAUUGAAAAGUAGUGCUGUAUCCACAAUUGCCUGGCAGAAUAGAAUUUUUUUUCAGCAGGCAUUUAGAAGCUGGCACAGAAGGCGCCUGCUGAAUCUCUAGUUGCAGAGAGUUUUAUUUUAUUUUAUUUUCAAUUUUUUUAUUGGUUUUCACAACAUUAUAAACAAACAAACACAUAAAACAAACAAACACAAAUCAUAGCCUUAUUAAAAAUUACACUUACUAACAUUGUUAAGUGACUUCCUCGCUUCCCCUUGGUUGAAUUUCAUUGCACGUCCUUUUAACGGUUUUCCAAAUCACAGUUCUUAAAAAAAAUUAACUUAAACAUUAACAUCCUUAGAUCUUCCAAUUAUGAAAUUAAACAUGUUAAUUCAUCACUUAACUUAAAUAAAAUCCUAAGCCAAUUAAGUAUCUGCAAGCUGUUUUCAGUUAAUUUAACGUAACAUAUUUAACGUAAGUUAUCAUUAAAUUUGAUCCAAUCUUCCUGAUACUCCUCCUCCUUCUGGUCGCGGACUCUUCCGGUUAGGUUGGCUAGCUCCGAAAAAUCCAUCGUCUUCAUCUGCCAUUCUUCUAUCGUUGGUAAUUCUUGGGUUUUCCACUUUUUAGCUAACAAAAUACGAGCAGCAGUUGUAGUUGCAGAGAGUUUUAAGGAGAGUUUGGAUGGUCAUCAGUCACAGAUGAUUUACUUGAGAUUCCUGCAUUGCAGGGGGUUGGACUAAAUUACCAUCAGGGUCUCUUCUAGCUAUACAAUUCUAUAAUCUAUGUUUCUGUUGCCAUUCUAAUGCUGUCAUAUAAAUGUGUCACUGUUGUUUUUUUUGUUUACACACGUGCUCACGUUUCUUUUUUGCAUUCCAGCUCUCGAGGAAGUCGACCCGCGAAAAGUGUACAUCCUUGGAGGUUUGGUGGAUGAAAGCAUCAAAAAGGCAAGUGCGUUGCACACGAUACAAGCUAUGGUUUUGAUGGAAACUUCUGCACGUUUUCAACUUCUAACGUUAGUCAUGCUGCGGCUUAGGCCCGUGCUUCGGUAUCCUCUCGUAGUAAAAAAGUUCCCGUACCUUUUCAGGCGGUUGUUGGGAAGAGGAAAUUUCAGCGAGUGCUGCUUUCUUCACCUUUCCACAACACUUGCUGCUAGAAGAAAAUUACUAGGGUGUCCAGAUGCAACUCUGUUCCUUUUAAAACUAGUGAACGCUCUGUGGGGUGGCUGUAGCAGCUGUUGAGUCUUUGUGUAUAAUUUUAUGAAGUUUUCUGUUUUACAAUUUAAAAUACUCAUUUUACAUCCUUAAGACAUCCCUUCAAUGUCAAUGACAUCCCCUCUUCCCUUUCCAUGGUUCAUUUUACAUAUCGUAAAUCCCUGCAUAUUUUACAAAAAACUAUGCCAUUCAGUAUUCCAUUACAGUGGUACCUCGGGUUAAGUACUUAAUUCGUUCUGGAGGUCCAUACUUAACCUGAAACUGUUCUUAACCUGAAGCACCACUUUAGCUAAUGGGGCCUCCUGCUGCCGCCGUGCCGCCAGAGCACGAUUUUUGUUCUCAUCCUGAAGCAAAGUUCUUAACCUGAAGCACUAUUUCUGGGUUAACGGAGUCUGUAACCUGAAGCGUAUGUAACCUGAAGCGUAUGUAACCCGAGGUACCACUGUAUUACAUCCACCAAAACUUACUUGCGCUGCUUAAUUUAUCUUAAUGCUGCCAGCGUUUUCAGCUGUUCAGUGGUACCUCGUUUUUUGAGUGUCUCGGAAGCUGAACGUUUCGGUUUUCAAAUGCCGAAAACCCGGAAGUAAAUGCUUCCGUUUUCGAACGUGCCUCAGAAGUCAAACGCCUUCUGCUGCAUUUCCCCCCAAUUUUCUCCAUUGACUUUGCAGACCGCCCUUUGUGCUUCGGUUGUCGAAUGUUUCGGAAGUUAAACGGUCUUCUGGAACAGAUUACGUUUGUCAACUGAGGUACCACUGUACACAAUUAUUUCCCAUAUAUUCAAUAACCGUUUUUCCGUCUUCUUUAAACGUAUGUUCUUAUUGUUCUCAACUCAGCUGUUGAGUCUUUGGGUUGAAUUGCAGCUCACUCAUGGGCUCCUGGUGAGACAGUCCCCAAGGGACCAUUUAUGUGACUUUUCUUUUAUAUAUAUAUUUACAGAGACUCACCUUCCAAAGAGCCCAGGAAGAACAUCUGCAAACAGCACGGCUGCCAAUCCAAGAGUACAUGGUAAAGAACGUCAAUGCAAAGAAUUAUCACUCCACAACAUUGGCCAUCAAUCAAGGUGAGGUUGCAGUGUUUACUGGAAGUUUGUUAGAAUUCCUGCUCCAUGAUUGCAGUCAUAGGAUUGUUGUCUUUCACAUGACGGUAUAUGUUUUGACUCCACAGAGUGGGAAGGACGAAGACAGGAUGUUUGUGUUACCGUGUUCCGUGAAGUGGGACUAUUGUCCUUUGUUCUUUUUCUCUUUGCUGUCUGAUGCUAGAGAGAGAGGGAGCCAUGUUGCAGUGCUCCGUGUGUGUUUAUACGUAAAUAAAGUAGAUUAGCCAAAAUGCUGAGUUGCUGAGGUCUGUCACGCAAGGUGCGCAAACUCCCUAAGUGUGCCUGUGGCUGUUGGCAUCGGUCACUGUGAUGUUCGGGCAGAAGAAAGCUUAUGAAGCUCCCGAACGAUCGACCAGGAGGGAGGGAACAUGCCAGUCAGGCAUGUGUCUCUAUCAGGGUCCUACUCGAGUGUAGGCUGAACUCCUGACAGGAAUGCAUCCCUUAGGUGAUGUGUUGCCGCCAGUUUUCCAAUGCAACCUGCAGCUGCUGUUUGUUCCGUUAAAUGGGAGGGUAUCCUAAAGUAUUUCCCCCUCUUUUUGAGCUGGGACACCAUAAUCAAUCAAAUCAAAUUUAUUAAACGGUCACAGACCAGAUUAACUCGUACAGCUAGUCAGCGAAGCAUAACACCGGAAAAAACAAAGGACAAUUUCAAUACAUAA
Podarcis lilfordi (Lilford's wall lizard) is the source of this 13298-nucleotide messenger RNA. NCBI's taxonomy places the organism in Eukaryota, Metazoa, Chordata, Lepidosauria, Squamata, Lacertidae. The record is from the annotation of a GenBank genome assembly.